UAAUAAUAUAUUCUAUUAAAAAUUUGAAUAGUUCAGCCAUAUCAACCCAAGGGGGAGUACACAAAAGUGUUUUCUAAACUUAGUGUAAGAAACAUUAAAUGAAAACAAGUUUGCCGACAGUUAGCAAUGUCUAAGGAUCUUGACCCUGCUUUUCCCACCGGCGACUACUUCGAUCAUCCCCCCGCUCCCUUCUUCGACCCUGAAGAGCUCUUGCGGUGGUCCUUUUACAGAGCUGUUAUUGCCGAGUUCAUUGCUACUCUUUUGUUUUUGUAUGUUGGAGUUCUCACUGUGAUUGGAAGUCAGAGUCAGGAUUCUGCCGCUGUAUGCGGCGGCGUUGGUGUUCAGGGCAUUGCUUGGGCGUUCGGCGGCACCAUCUUUGUUCUCGUUUACUGCACCGCCGGCAUUUCUGGAGGACAUAUAAACCCAGCAGUAACAUUUGGUCUGUUCUUGGGUCGGAAGGUUUCAUUGGUUAGAGCUGUACUGUACAUAAUGGCUCAGUGUUUAGGAGCCAUUUGUGGGUGUGGUAUAGUGAAGUCAUUAAAGAAGGCUAACUUCAAUGCCUUCAGCGGUGGAGCCACCGAGCUCGCUGACGGCUUCAGCCCUGGUGCCGGCCUUGCCGCUGAGAUCAUCGGAACCUUUGUUCUUGUGUACACCGUCUUCUCUGCUACCGAUCCCAAGAGAAAAGCUAGAGAUUCCCACGUUCCUGUUCUAGCGCCGCUCCCCAUUGGGUUUGCAGUGUUCGUGGUGAAUUUAGCGACGAUUCCGGUGACCGGCGCCGGGAUUAACCCAGCUCGAAGCUUCGGCUCAGCAGUGAUGUUCAACAACCACAAAGCUUGGGAUAACCAUUGGAUAUUUUGGAUUGGACCUUUCAUUGGAGCUGCAAUGGCUGCAACUUACCAUGAAUUUGUUUUGAGAGGAGGAGCAGCCAAGACCUUGAAAUCCUUCAAAACUUCCUCCGUUUAGUAAUUGAAAUCCUUCUUCUUCUUCUUGAGAAGUCAGUCAGGCCCAAUAAGCCCAAAUUUGAGAAAUUGAAUGGAUUGGUUUGGUGAAAAUUAUUUAGGGGAAUGAGACUUAUGCCAAAAUUCUAGGUUGUAACAAAACUUAAAUUAUAUAUAUAUAUAUAUAUAUAUACUUUUUGUUCCCAACUCUUCAUCCGACAGUAAUAUAAACAUUAAUUAUUUA
Molecule: messenger RNA, 1182 nt
Organism: Cucumis sativus (cucumber)
Lineage: Eukaryota; Viridiplantae; Streptophyta; Magnoliopsida; Cucurbitales; Cucurbitaceae
Product: aquaporin PIP2-2
Exons: 5
Coding region: 127-963 (278 amino acids)
Biological process (GO): transmembrane transport
Cellular component (GO): plasma membrane
Molecular function (GO): water channel activity
Source: RefSeq, a predicted model, not a curated record